AACGGCGAUGACUUCCGGCCAUACCUUAAACGGAAAAAAGCAGGAAAUAAACAAACAUUUGAUGAAUGUGUAGAAGAAAAUGGUGAGGACUGUGAUCCUAACAACCUCUGGAUGCAGAUACCUUUCUUCUGUGGUCAUGCUGCUGAGUGUUGGGUGCCAGGUUACCGCUGGGCUCUUGAACAAGCUAAAUACAACCUUGUAAAUAACUAUCUUGUGGUUGGCGUCACUGAAGAAUUAGGGGACUUUGUUGCCAUACUUGAGGCUACACUACCUCGGUUUUUCAAAGGAGCUGUAGAUCUCUAUAACUCAGGUCACAAAUCGCAUUUACGGAAAACUUCUAACAAAAUUCCUCCAAAAGAAUCAUCUUUAUUGAAAAUACAGCAAUCAAAAGUUUGGAAAAUGGAACAAGAAUUUUAUGAUUUUGCAGUUGAGCAAUUCCAUUUUAUCAAACAACUUACUUUUGAUUUGGUUGAUGGUGAAUAUAUAGAGAAAGGUUAUCAAUUUAUAUAUGAGAAAAUCCGGCCAAGGUGAAGCUGAUGUCGGACAGAGAAUAGGUGUCAUUCCAGGUUAGAAUGAAUUGUGAAGUGAAAUUCCAACUCUUCCCCAUUCAUCCCCACCCAUUUCCUCUACAGAAUAGGUAGACAUACAUGCAUACACAUAUAUAGUAUCCAUUAUUUGUAUCUUGGUAGCAACUAUUGCCAGCCAUUAGGAUAGAUCCUCCUCUCUCAAAUAACCUACACAUUUGAAGUAGCCAUUUCCUGUGAAGUUUGCAACAGUAACUUGCUAUCAUUACAUCAGUUAUGUAUGCAUUAGAAGCAACCUUUAUUUUUUUUAAGAUAGCAACAACUCUCUCUCUCUCUCUCUCUCUCUCACAUGCACA
Octopus bimaculoides (California two-spot octopus) is the source of this 880-nucleotide messenger RNA. RefSeq names its product heparan sulfate 2-O-sulfotransferase 1. Gene Ontology annotation, cellular component: membrane. The record is from RefSeq and is a predicted model, not a curated record. Gene Ontology annotation, molecular function: heparan sulfate 2-sulfotransferase activity. Lineage: Eukaryota; Metazoa; Mollusca; Cephalopoda; Octopoda; Octopodidae.